GUACGAGAAUUUCGGCAGCCGCUUUGUAUGUAUGUUGUUUAUUCCUGAUCACCAGCGCACAGGACACGGAAAAUGUCGGAAAAGAAUGUACUUUAGGCUGGUUUGGACCCAACUGCGAGUACCCCUGCCGUUGCCGCGCAAGGCGGUGCUCGGUGGAUGGCGCAUGCGCAGAGAUCAGGGACACAUGCCAGGUCAACUUCUUCGGAGCUCUCUGUCAGUACGAGACUGUCCUCUACACUGACGACUCUGAUGUCUUGUUGGACGAUGACGAUGAGACAUGCAUCACUGAGCCCCAGGACAAGUCAGCUAAAGUCCAGUUCGAUACUCCGACCAGUUUUCUUUGGAUGAGGAUUGUCUUUAGAGAUGAAGAACUGAUGACCAGCAUUAAGGUGAUCUUCCAGCUGGUGAGCUCCGAGUUUGUGGCCUGUGAACGUGUGUACUUGACCCAGGUCAACGACAACACGGUCGACGUCUCCUGCGUCACCAACACACUUCCGGUCAUCGAGGUCCGCUUCAUCUGGGCCUCCAACAACAUCCCCUGCUCCCUCUACAUCAGCAAAGGACGGGGUCUAUCCUACAAGGCAGCAACAAGAUCGGCCGCAACAAAUGCCAUGGUACCCCAGGCGGUGGAUGAUGACAUAAAAACCUGCUGGAGAAGCACCCUCGAGUUGACCUCAACAGACACCUUAUCCAUGGUGCUACCUGCCGUGUUUGAAGUCAAUGGCGUCUGUUUCACAUCAAGGAAUUUGAAAUACUGGCAUUAUUUCUUCGACGCGGACGGCAACAAAUACGCGCCCUUUUUCGACCGUGACCCUGACCGUGACGACUUCUGUCUGGCACAGAAGCAGCCGACCAUCGUGACCAACUUCUCGACCAAAAUCCAGAGGAAAGGGAUGGAUUCAACAGAAGUAUCUCUGUGUGAGCUGGUCGUUAAUGGAGACUGUGCACCACCAGCAUAUGGCCUAGCGUGUGAGUACAUUUGUAGCAGAAACUGUCUAGAACGAAGAUGCUACCUGACAGGUGAAUGCAUGGCUUGUGCCAGUGGGACCCUAGGCAAGUUCUGUGAGCGAGUGGGCGAGGAAGAGUUCGAGAGUUUGGAGCUGGUGAACUUCAUCCCCCCUCAGCAGAAACAUGGACCAGUCCCCAAGCCUCGUGGGCAGAGUGUGAUGCUUAGUAGCGAGUCCAUUAUCUUGCUAGUCAUGGGGGUGGCAACCUUCAUCUCUAUCGUCAUCUCUGUCUGUGUCUACAAUAAGUUCAACACAGGGGAGUACGAGGAGAUAACUGCGGAGGAGUACUUCCGGCGCAAGUGGGAAGAGAACUGAUUUCAACAUAUCCCGGGAAUGUGGUCAGAGAACUAAUGUCAACAUAUCCCGGGUCCCUCACUUCAACGUUGACCAACGACCCGUGUGCUGGCAUCGACCCGUGUGGGACGUCUUGACAAGGCAGAAAAUACAUGACCAACUAAUGCCCUUUAUAUCAUACCCAGCGACCCACACUGUCGUGUCCCGUACGAAAACCUCCUAAAGACCUCUAUAAUUAAUGGUGCUCUUGUACGUUUGGAGUGGCAACAUUGUGUGAUUCUCGCGUCUUGUGUGUAGGUCUCUAGCUCGUGCUAACACAACAACAACACGUGGGACCACUAUACUACGCUCAACAGAACAGGAAAUCAAGUAUGGCUUUACAGUAGUUUUAAAUCUGCAUACAAGGAUU
This is a messenger RNA of Physella acuta, 1710 nucleotides long. RefSeq lists its product as uncharacterized. NCBI's taxonomy places the organism in Eukaryota, Metazoa, Mollusca, Gastropoda, Physidae. The record is from RefSeq and is a predicted model, not a curated record.